GAUACGCAGUGAGUUGUGGAACUUCCACAGUUGACUUUAUUGCUAUGGAAACGAAGACAACAGGCGGAAAGAGCUGACAUUUCGCGUUUUUAUUCUGAAACCAAGAUGGCGGAGGCAGAGUUGUGGGCUCUCUAUUCGACACAUCCGCAAGAAAUGAACGGUGCAUCGAGGAUGAAGCGCCACGAAAACCUGCACCGGCAAAUCACAGCCUUUGAAAAGCUGCUCCAAUACGCCAUGUCACGAUUCUCCAUAGAAACACUGUAUAGGAUGCUGCAAAUUCUCUCCAACAGGGAGUACGUUUCUGAAACUACUCAGAAAAACAGAUUUUUUACACGGGCUGCAGCUCACGUUAAAAAUGGAGGCCGAAUAGAAAUAACGUCUUUGGGGAAACUGAGGGAAGUUUUAGGAAAAUUUUCGAAUAAAAUUGGGACGAAAAAGAUGAAAUCAGAAGAAGAGCAAAACGUUAUCAAAUAUUUUUCUACUUUCCUGAAUGAUAUUGAAUAUUUGAGAAAGUUGAAAAAGUAUUUUGAUGAAAGAGUUUAUAUGUGCUUAUAUGAUUAUUUUUACGACCCUGACAUUGAGAGCCAAUUAGACAGGAGCUCUUUGACUCCUAGAGAUCUGAAAGUGAUCAAACAAUCAAAGCACGUGUCUUUUGAUGACGCAGACGACAGCGGGCACUGCUCAACAGCAGACGAAGCAGAAGACGAGCAGGUUGUACCGCUAGAUCGUGAGGAAAGCCAAGACGUGACGGAAUUAAACGACCAAGAAAAAUUUGUCCACGCCGUCAAACGAUUGUAUGAAAUAAACAAUGCCUGGAGUAUUCUUCUCAAAGAAUCAAACAUAAAUGACGACAUUUUUGACGAAGAGAGUCAUUAUGAGAUUCAACCAUUUAUAAAGUGCGGUGCUUUUGAAAAUGUUUUCCGAUUGGUGCCUGACAUAUUCUCCAAGUGUCACAAAUCGGCAGAAAUGGCUAAGUUGUGGUGGACACAAGCGAACAAAUUAUACCGCGAACUCCCAGACGGGAAAGUAAAACCAAAAGACAUGAGAGGAAGAGUGAACGUAGUCGAAAUUGGAAUUCAGCAUCUAACACAGUCCAUACAGACGGAAGAAAACCUUCUGUCAUUUCUAAAAAAAGAUGCCGCUAGUUUACAGGCACGCGAGAAGCGAUUUGACGAUUUACGCAGACGAUUUGAUGAGGUAGAGGUACGGAUGAAUUCAACGGGUCGCAAAUAUCAGUCGGUGCUGCUUCAAAGGGAAUCCCUGCUUAAGAAAAUGGAGGCCAGUCCUCUCGGGUCGCGCGUUCGCGCUGUACUAGAGAACAAAUUAGAAGAACUUGAAUGGAAACUGUGCGAAUAUAACGACACUUUAAAAAUCAGAGAGUUUGAACACUCUCUAGUGAAGCACGAUUAUUUGAUCGAACUUGAAAAUCAACCACAUUUUAUUAGGUAUCAAGCCCAUCUAGACUGUAAAAUAAGCGAGGUGGAAAAGUCAUUGGAGGAUAAGAAAGCACAGAAAAGGAAGCGGGUGAAAGAACUCGCGUUACUUCGCACCAAUGGCGAGAAAAUGCGGGAUGUCAUGAAACGCUACAUCCGGGACGAUGAUGACCUUGUCAUGACCUCGGGAGAAAAUGGCGACAAUCCAGUUAUCUCUGCGCCAAGCAAUCUUGGGACGGCUACAAAUGCUACAGUGCGAGUGAAAAUGCAGGGACCCAGUGCACCACAGCAAACGGGUAGAGCUGACUCAGAUCCAGAUGAUUUUGACAUCAAAGUCGUCUCAAUUUCUUACAAUCUACCGAACACCCCUGACUCCGGAUCGCUGGGUGACACUAACGACUCGGACCCUGAAACAGUAACCAACUCCACUUCAAAUCAGUCUCUGAGGAAAUCUCAAACCACAAGCCGUAAUAAGAAUAUCUCUCGAAAAAUCGACCCUAGUCUGAAUGUCAAACAACAAAAAACCAAAGCCCUCCGGCGUCUGAAAUCGAGAGAACAAGACAACACUUUUUUGAAAGAACCCAAGAAACGAGGAACAAAUCUUAGUAAAAACACCCCGUCGAAAGGAAUCUCCAGGCGAUUUGAAAGGAAAGACAACAGAGGCGGUGCUCCUACCAAGAUUCCACACCCACGAGGCACCACGCAGACCAGCACAGGAGCAAGAUAAUGAUUGGAGAUUGUUUCAGAUGAGUCAGCAACAGGUGCGCGUGUGCGGAUUGUGAUAGUUGUGCUUCAGACGCAAUCAAUCAGGUAUAGGAGGUGUUCACAAUUGAUAUUUGAUGUCACUGGUAUAUAAGGAGCUACAACAGGGUAGCCAACUCCUUUUGUGCACAUUCAACAUUUUUAUGACUAUCGGAUUUCUGUGUUUAGGGCGAUGUUUUAUUUUUACACCAUAUGGAUUAUAAACGAUUGAUUUAAAACUAUAGAUGUGUACGUAUUCAAAGGGUUGGGAACGUAAUUUAUGAUUCCGUAAUUCAUGUCACAUUCGGAGUUUUCCGGUUGGGUCCGGAGAAAGCUUCGUAUUUCUAAUUCAGAUGAUGUAUAACCAGUAACACUCAGAGUAAGCCUAGCCUUCCAAGAUGAGAUGAGACAGAGUAAACGUAAAAUUGCGGAUAUGGCUUCAGUAUAUUCAUGGUGCUAAGCAUGUCAUGCAUUCUUUGUAUCUUUUGCGUUCUUUAAAAAUUGAUAAAUUAUUUAACAUAGUAUAUAGUUACUAUGUAUAUUGUGAACAAGGAGUUUGCGUGUUCGUGCGAUCUAGGGGUGUGUAUUGUACAUAUACAUUAAUGUCUCCGUGUAUACCAGUACACCAGUACGCUUGUGAGUGUUUGGAGAGAGAGAGAGAUGGGUUUGUCUGUUUUUUUUUCUUAUUGCUCAUCAUAGCAAUUUGUCUCCUUUUUUUCCUUAGGCAUUCGGUUCUAAAUAAUUUUGUAAAAAAUGUUGGUAACGACCCAUCCAUU
Molecule: messenger RNA, 2950 nt
Organism: Lingula anatina
Lineage: Eukaryota; Metazoa; Brachiopoda; Lingulata; Lingulida; Lingulidae
Source: RefSeq, a predicted model, not a curated record